AGUGAAAAAGUUGCUGCUUGUCGGCUUCCUCGUAACCCGCGCCUUGCUAGCUAGCUCUCCUGCCCUCACCCCGUGCAUGGAUGUCGAUCGGUCGCUGCCCUCACCCUCGCCCUCCCCCCGCGCCAGUAUAUAACCAUCCCAGCCAUCCACCAUCCCAACCCCAACCCCAUCAAGGAGCACACAGACACAGGGAGAGAUACCACUGUGCUAGCUAGCUGGAUUUUGGGAGACAGUGCGUUUGUGUGUGCGUGCGAUGAUGGAGGCGCACAUGGAGCAGGCGCUGCGGGAGGGGGUGACGGAGGCGGAGCGGGCGGCGCUGGAGGGGACGGUGCGGGCGCACCACACCUUCCCGGGGCGGGCGCCGGGGGCCACCUGCACGUCGCUGGUGGCGCAGCGCGUGGCGGCGCCGGUGCGCGCGGUGUGGCCCAUCGUGCGCAGCUUCGGCAACCCGCAGCGGUACAAGCACUUCGUGCGCACCUGCGCGCUCGCGGCGGGCGACGGGGCCAGCGUCGGCAGCGUCCGCGAGGUCACCGUCGUGUCCGGCCUCCCGGCCUCCACCAGCACCGAGCGCCUCGAGAUCCUGGACGACGACCGCCACAUCCUCAGCUUCAGCGUCGUCGGCGGGGAGCACCGCCUCCGCAACUACCGCUCCGUCACCUCCGUCACCGAGUUCCAGCCGGGCCCCUACUGCGUCGUCGUCGAGUCCUACGUCGUCGACGUGCCCGAGGGCAACACCGAGGAGGACACCAGGAUGUUCACCGACACCGUCGUCAAGCUCAACCUCCAGAAGCUCGCCUCCGUCGCCGAGGAGUCCGCCGCGGCGCCUGGCUCCCGGCGGCGGGACUAGAAGAGACGAGGAGAUAGCUCCCGGCGGUUCGUGGUGGGACCGCGUGACCUGGCGUAGCGGUGGCGGCGGCCGGACGGCGCCGCGCGCGGUUGUUAGUUGGAGUAGUACUCUGCUAUUUCGCCCCCCUUUCCCUUUUCCUUUUCUGUUUGUUUUCUUCGCCCCUUUUUCCGUUGGUGUCGAAAAGAGCCUUCGGCGUGAGCAAGCAGCCUCCUUUUCUUGUGUAUUAUCAUCAUCUUUGUUCUUUUC
Messenger RNA from Aegilops tauschii subsp. strangulata, 1093 nucleotides. Its product is annotated as abscisic acid receptor PYL9. NCBI's taxonomy places the organism in Eukaryota, Viridiplantae, Streptophyta, Magnoliopsida, Poales, Poaceae. Gene Ontology annotation, biological process: abscisic acid-activated signaling pathway. Gene Ontology annotation, cellular component: cytoplasm; nucleus. Gene Ontology annotation, molecular function: abscisic acid binding; signaling receptor activity; protein phosphatase inhibitor activity. The record is from RefSeq and is a predicted model, not a curated record.